Molecule: messenger RNA, 1636 nt
Organism: Aspergillus nidulans FGSC A4
Lineage: Eukaryota; Fungi; Ascomycota; Eurotiomycetes; Eurotiales; Aspergillaceae
Gene: hat1
Product: histone acetyltransferase catalytic subunit HAT1
Exons: 4
Coding region: 66-1556 (496 amino acids)
Biological process (GO): subtelomeric heterochromatin formation; chromatin organization
Cellular component (GO): nucleus; chromosome, telomeric region; cytoplasm
Molecular function (GO): histone acetyltransferase activity; protein-lysine-acetyltransferase activity
Source: RefSeq, a predicted model, not a curated record
GAAACAUAUUCCCCCAUCCCCUCUCUCCGCCCAGUUAUCCAGUACUCUGACAGAGAGACAUCAUAAUGUCGGCGGAAGGUGAAUGGUCCUGCGACGCCAACGACGCCGUUCAAAUCACCAUUGUUCAUCCCGACCAGCAAAAACCCAAGACGCUUUCUAGCUUUCAUCCUCAAUUUACAUACCCAAUUUUCGGCGAGGAGGAGCGCAUCUUCGGCUACAAGGGAUUAAUUAUCCGGUUGCGGUUCGCGGCGCAUAAUCUUCGUCCUCAUGUCCACGUUUCCUACGAUGAGAAAUUCACGGCUGUGGACGAUGCUGAACCUGUUGAUAUCAUCGGCGCAUUGAAAGAGUUUCUUCCUGAAGAGGCCUUUUCUUCACUACCCGAGUUCGAAAGUGCUGUUCAAGAGGAGGACGCGAAAGAAUUCGUGCCACCGGGCAAGCUGUCCCAUAGCUAUUCUAUUCGCGGGCGGAACUACGAGAUCUGGGCAGCGUCCCUUGCGGAUCCUCAAGUCCAGCUUUUGCUGAACCGAUUUCAGAUUAUGGUAUCAUUCUACAUCGAGGCUGGAACACCUCUCUCGACAGAUGACCCUGAGUGGACAUUGGACAGAUGGACGGUCUAUUUUGUGCUAACAGCGGCUAGAUACGAGAAGGUUGAACCUCCCACCCCAACAGCCUCGUCAUAUUCCAUAGUGGGCUAUGCUACCACCUACCGAUGGUGGUUCUACAAGAGAGAUCGUUCAGAGAACCCUAUGCCUAGAGACGGUCCCUUUCCUCCACCAGAGCUAGUCCGACCGGGCGAGUUGCCGUCAAGGCUGCGAAUUGCUCAGUUUCUGAUUCUUCCGCCCCAUCAAGGAACCGGUCACGGCGUCAACCUUUACAAUACAAUCCAUAAAACAUGUCUUGAUGACCCAACAAUCAUGGAACUAACCGUCGAAGAUCCGAAUGAAUCCUUCGACGUGCUCCGGGACUCAGCCGACUACCAUAUCCUGCGCCCGGAGUUCCUCAAACACAAUAUCCAAAUCAACCCCGAUCCGUGGAGUGAUUUCUCAAAGAAGACUAAGCGUGUCCCAACAUCCUCCCUCCUUCCGCUCAAAACCCUCAACGAGAUCCGCACUGCCUACAAGAUAGAACCGACUCAGUUCGCGCACAUCCAGGAAAUGUUCCUGCUCGGCCAGAUUCCGCUUAAGAAUCGUCGAAAGGGCGGCGCCAAUAUGGCACGGCUCCUGGUCAAGAAAUACAGAGACGACGAUCCGAAUAAUCGCCGAUACUACUGGUGGCGCAUGCUUACCAAACAGCGUCUCUACAAACGCUCUAGAGACGUGCUGAUCCAGCUAAAGAUGAGCGAACGUCACAAAGCGCUAGAGGAUACUGUCACGAACGUGGAGGAUGGAUACGAGCAGCUUUUCGGAUUCUUCAACGAACGCGAGGAGCGCCUGAGGGCCCAGCAAGAAGAAGCUGAAACAUCGAACAAUAGAGACCAGCGUACGAAGCGGAAAUUCACCGUGGAGGAUGAAGAUGAUGAAGAUGAGUCUGCGGCUGCAAAGCGGCCAAAGGCUUAGAACCUAGCAGACUGCUGCUAUUCACGCGAACCAAGCUCCUUAAAUAAAUCUGAGCUGUUAUGUAACAAUAUCGAGAUUUG